UAGACCAAAUUUUGCUACUCAUCGAGCUGAGUCGAUCGACUGACCUGCUGAUGCCGCUGACGACUGUGGAAAUUUGCAGAACUUUUAUUUCCUCCUCUUUUACAAGAACAUGCACCAGUGGGUCUCUUCAUCGUUUGGCGAUUUUGAGGAGCGGGGCACCACUAAGGGCAAAGGUCAAAGUUCAGGGAAGCAUGGUCCGACCAGUAAAGGUCAGGACAGGAGAAAGAGACCAAGGGUAGACGACAGGAAGGCAGGGAAGGCACAGAGCUGGUCGCAGAAGAAAAAGUUCCUAGAAGGACAGACAUGGGCUGAAAGACACGCACCUCAGUCUGUGGCUGAUUUAGCAGUUCACAAGAAGAAGAUCCAAGAGGUCCAGGAUUGGUUGACCUUUCACACCAAGCAGAGAGGACAGACAAAGCAACAUACAAAAGCCCCGUUGCUGCUAUUAACAGGACCAGCAGGAGCCGGCAAGACAGCUACCCUGACCGUCCUGUCAAAGGAGCUUGGUCUAGAGCUACAGGAAUGGUCUAAUCCAAUCACAGAAGCUUUCAAGACUGACCAAGAUACAGAUUAUAGAUCAGAUUUCUACACAAGGAAUGAGUCCCAGGUGAAACAGUUCCAGGACUUUCUGAAGCGAGCCAACAGGUACCCUGCCCUCAGUCUGGUAGGAGAGCAGGAGGAAAGAGCCAAGAAAGUGGUUUUGGUUGAAGACAUUCCAAAUGCGUUCUACCGUGAUCCGUCCAGCCUGCAUGCCGUCCUCACAAGAUUCAGCCUCACGGGACGCAGUCCUCUCGUAUUUAUAGUGAGUGAUAGUCAUGGUGGAAAGUCCAACGUCCUCUCUCUCUUCCCUUCUGAUGUCCAAGACAACUUGGCUGUCCAUAAUAUUAGUUUUAAUCCUGUUGCGCCAACCAGCAUGACCAAGACAAUGACCAGAAUAGCCACAGCAGAAGCAGCAAAGGCAAGGCAUAAAUUUUAUGUCCCUUCCAAGUCAACAAUAGAAGCACUUUCAGCAGCAAGUUCGGGUGAUAUCCGAGGUGCUAUAAAUGCCCUCCAGUUUUCAUGUCUCAAAGGCACUGACAGUCUCCAGAGGUUAUCACAAAAGUCAUCAUCGUCUUUACAAUCAUCCUGGUCAUCGACCCCCUCCUCGUCAUCCUCUUCAUCGUCCAUGGGUAGCAGUCAUUGGAAAGAUCGGAGGAAGCAUGCCAGGGGGAGUAAAGAUGAUGAAGAAGACAAAAGAUUGGCAGCUAUUGGAGGAAGGGAUACCUCGCUCUUUCUUUUCAGAGCACUUGGAAAGGUUCUUUAUUGUAAAAGAGAGCCGAAGACAGUCAGUGAUCCGGUAUUACCCCCUCAUCUUAAUCAUCAUGAGAGAGACAGGCUCAUCAUGAACCCUGAGGAACUUAUUGAAAGGACGCACAUGAGCAGUGAGAACUUUACACUCUACCUUCAUCAGAAUUACCUAGACUUCUACACUGACCUUGAAGAUGUCGUGGAGGGCAGCAGAUACCUCAGUGAUACUGACUUCCUUACGUGUGAAUGGACGCAUCGUACAACAAUGCGUGAGUACAGUUCCUCUGUAGCAGUGCGUAGUCUGGUUCAUUUCAACUCAAGUAGAAGCAGAUGUAAUCAAGACGGUGGAUCAGGAGGAGGGGGUAGAGGGUGGAAACCUCUUCAUAAACCUGAAUGGUUUGAAGUCUCGAGAAAGUAUCGAGAGAGCUGUACGGCAGCCAAGGGCCUGUUCAUUGGACAUUGCUGGACACCAUUAGAUCUUCAGACUCAACUCUUGCCUUACCUAGCAUUAAUCAAUGUUCCUCUGAAAAAUCCAGGACAAUUCGCUUUCCUCCAAGAUGUCACUAGAUUCUCAGAUCGGAAGCAAAUGAGAAAAUGGCCCAAGAAGCUCGAUGAGAAGGACAUUGAUGAUGCUAGCCUGGAGGAGGAUUUCCCAAGCUCACAAAGUUCAGUGACCUCCUCCCAGAACAGCCGACCCAAGCUGACCUUGAACAGUCAAAACACAGACGCCUUGGAUGAUGCAGCCGUUCAUGAGGAUGAAGACGAUGAAGAAAUUAUCAUUGAAGAUUAUGACGACGAUUUUGUUUGAUUUAGCCAUCCCGGAGUCACUGCUCAAUAGCCUACACACAAUAACUUUCCUACUCACGACACAGAUACCUUGAAUGAUGCAGCCAUUCACUUGGAUGAGGAUGAUGAAGAAAUCACUGCAGAUUAUGAUGAUGAUUGUUAUUUGAUUUUGUCAACUGUUCAAUGCCCUACCCACAUGAUAGUCAUAAAACAGAAGCCUUGGAUGAUGUAGCCAUUCAUGAGGAUGAAUAUGAUGAAGAAUCACCCGUGAAGGUUGUGAUGAUUCUGUUUAAUCUUGUCAUCAAUGGUCUACUCACAGAGUCAGCACCCUUCCCUCGUCCAAUUAGGGUUCAAAUUAUAAUUAUUGAAAACACAUUUCAGUUAAAGGUAUUGUUUAACUUUGUGAGCAGCCGAUUUAAAAAAUUCUCAAACCAAGAUGAAACAUGUGUACAAGUGCAUGUAUUAAAACUAAUAAACCCUGAAAACAACCAUUAUUGAGAAUGAAAAGCUAAAACUACAAGGCAAACCCCGAUUUUGUAAAUAGGCGUCUUAUAGACGCCUAAAUAGUACACAUAAGUGUAUGGGAUGAAAUUAAGAUGGUGUUUUCGGUCACUUUAUAUUUCAAUUUUUGAAGCACUAAAUAAUUAUUUUCGAACACAAUUUUUUCUGGGCUUCAUUUUUGUAACAUCACAGACACAGGUGACAAGUGUGACCUUCUAGCUCAGAUUUUUUUAAAGUCAAACCAAUGUUAACUAAUCACUUUAAGGUGCACCCAAGAUAAUAAAUCUAAGCAAUGUAAAAGUAAAUUAAUUUUGAGAAUUAAAAUGUAAAUGUGCCUUUCUCACUCCGUGUUGGAAGAUUUUGUUAGUGAUAAGAUGUCAGGUGGAAUAUGAAAAUUACAUGAAUAUUGCUGAAAAUGUCAUGUAUAAGGGUAAAUACAUUUAUCUUGAAAUGGUAAUUUUGAGAAAAAUAUCCAUGAUGAAAUGGUUUUUGUUAUACUGGACUCCUCCCCAUAAGCUAAUGGGGAAAUUGAAUGAUGUAAUGUAUCAUUCUCAGAGACUCCUGCUAUAUUCAGUGCUAAAUGUGCUCAUAGGUCCUCAACAAUCUAAGAGAUAUUUGACACACUUGGCUUCUUUAUAAAUACACCUUUUAUAGAUACAAGUUAUUGAUUAUAAUUACCCGGACCCUUGUGCAUUUGGGGUAGUUUUGCCAUUAAUGGCAGCUACCUAAAUAACAUCACUCAAAAGAAAAUUAAAAUCAAUGUUUUCCAUUUAACCCUAUGGCCGGGGCGAGGGCGAUGAAAAUUUGUCAGGGACUCUUUUGCUAUCGUAAACAGCAUGAAAUUUAUGAAUUUGGGUUGAAAACACAAUUUUCAAUGUCUUUGUACACAAAAUUACGUUUUUUAGCAAUUUUGGGUCUGACAUGCACAUGCACUAAUUUCAAAAUGGCGUACCUGGGCGUCACAAAUUAGGUUGUAAAAGAUGCGGGAGACUUGAAGGGAAAAAGUCAUGAAACAUCCUGACAAGAGCUUUUCACAUGCUGAAAAUCUUGCACAAAAAGUUGAUGCCCCCCACGGCCUAGAUAGGGUUGUUAAUGGCAAAGUUACUGUACAUCAAUUGUAAGUUUUAUGUAUUCGGGGCCUGGUAUUACACCAUGUGCAGGGGUAAUCGACACUUUCAAUCUGUCUUCCUUUUCGUAUCAAAACCUUGGGAACUUGAAAAUACAAAUGACAAUCAAACUUAAAUCCAUAAUGUUGCUUCUUGCCUAUUGGAAUGUAGUAGGAAUAGGAAAUUAGAACAAUAAGCAUAUAUGGUAAUUAACAGUCUGCCACUUGAGACUAACUCCUUUCCUCAUCUCUUUCUGGCCAGGCAUUUCCAUGCAAUGGCGAUCCUGAACAUAUUCAAUUUUAAAAGUAAAAAAAUUCAUAGAGUUGUACUGUGGUAUGACUUUAGAAAUACAGUACCUUGGAAGAGCACCAAGAAUGUUACAUUUGAUUUUGUUUUUCUUCCUACAAGCAGAUUUUUCUUUUCCUAUUCUACAGUCUUCUCUAUGAUUAAUGAUGAUGAAGAUCAUUCAAUCUUACUUUGGGGGAAAUGAGGAAGCAUUCAUAUAUUGGCGGUAAUAUAUGUAUUGAUGAAAUAGAUUUCAGACAAAUGAAAUUAGGCAAUUAGAGGGAUGUACAUUUGUGUAUUAUGGUAUUUCUGAGUCGAGUUUUUACAUGUUGGCAGGUUUCCUGGUUUGAAGUGCCUUAGAUUUAUGUAAGCUAAGAAAUGCCUACAUUCUCUUCUAUGCAUAUACAUGUAAGUAUGUUUAAGUUUGUUAAUUUAUCUAUUUAUUGAAAAGAAAUUUUGUUUUGUCUUGUGCUAUUGUGUUAUUCUAUUCGUGGUUUGCAAAACUGCAUGCAUGUAUUCCACACAACUUUCCAAAGCCAAAGGUGAAAGGGGGCAAUCCUUUUAAUGAUCUCUAACUUGCAAUCAUACAUAUAUUAGAAGGGAAAUCAUGUCUGAGAAUGGGAAUGUAUGGUUUUCUUCUUCCGUUCAUUACAGAUGAAACAUUGUGAUCCCAGCAGUAGAUUAUGGUAGCCCUUUUGUAAGGGCCAUCACUCUUGCUUAGUCACACUUGAAUGUUUGUGGAACACCCCUCAAUAUUGUCUAUCUUUAUAUUUUUUUUCACAAGGUACAAUUUGUCUAUACACUUAAUGUAUGCCAGUGAUGUGCCUUCAUGGAGGCUUCAACGAAAGGCUUGGGGUUUAAGAAUAAAGUUCCAUGCAUAUCACAAGAUUUUGGCUAAAAUGAAUGAAUUUGCCAAGUUGCAUCUGGGUUUCUAAGGUUUGUAAUAUUAGGGCAAUUCCAUAAAAUAUGAACGGCCGACCCUCUAUAUGUGGGACCUUCAUAAAAUUUUCUGUCUCUGAUUUCUUGUUCUUUUGACAGCCUGUAGUGUUCUCAAAGGUCCAUGACUUGGUCAAUUUAUGAAGUGUAGUAAAACUUGAGAAAAAUGGGGGUCAGACGUACAAAAUGGUUGAUUUUAUGGAAUUGCCCAUAAGUUUUUUCACAAAGUACAAAGUACUACUUUAUUACACAUACAUGUAUACUGAUGUUAUUAAGUGGUGUCAAGUUCAAACUGCACUCAAUGUGUACACUUCUUUCAAAAAGAAAAUAAAAAGUUAUCAAUAUGAAA
Molecule: messenger RNA, 5250 nt
Organism: Lytechinus pictus (painted urchin)
Lineage: Eukaryota; Metazoa; Echinodermata; Echinoidea; Temnopleuroida; Toxopneustidae
Product: cell cycle checkpoint protein RAD17-like
Exons: 15
Coding region: 110-2095 (661 amino acids)
Biological process (GO): DNA damage checkpoint signaling; mitotic DNA replication checkpoint signaling; DNA repair
Molecular function (GO): chromatin binding; DNA clamp loader activity
Source: RefSeq, a predicted model, not a curated record